Molecule: messenger RNA, 819 nt
Organism: Heterotrigona itama
Lineage: Eukaryota; Metazoa; Arthropoda; Insecta; Hymenoptera; Apidae
Source: the annotation of a GenBank genome assembly
AUGCUUCACGCAGUAAAGUCGUACGAAGGGGAGCAACUUCAUCUGACGGGCAUUCUGCGGCAGGAGAUGGGCUCUUACCUUUGCAUCGCCUCGAACGGCGUGCCGCCAACGGUCAGCAAACGAUAUUACGUGAACUUUUCUCCCGACGCAGUUAAACCGCUGAUUAAAGUCUCGAGCCAAUUAGUAGUGGCACCUGCUAACAGUGACGUCGUCCUUCACUGCUACGUCGAGUCCUGGCCGAAAGCACUGAAUACAUGGUACAGGGACGAUGGUAUGAAAUUAUUGUCCGACGAGAAACAUGAUCUAACGGAGAUUCCGCUGAACGAUUAUGCGUAUCAUUUGAAUCUGACCAUCAGGAGACUAACCAUGGACGAUUUCGGUAGUUAUACCUGUUCGGCGGAGAAUUUACUUGGCAAAGCCGAAGUAACGAUAAGACUGCAAGUUAAAGAGCUGACGAGAACCACUUCGACACCUAUUCGCCACAGCAUGGAAUUCUCGGACAAGCACGGAUCGAGGAAGCAAAUGGAUAGAAAGGGGAAGCACCAUGGAUUCGGGCGAGAAGCUGGUUCAUUGUCGAAAAAUGGAAAUAUGGGUCACACAACGCCGAUGUUAAGGAGAAACAAUUCGAACGUGUUGACGGAUGUCACGGUGAAAAAAUCGAAAGUUUCAUCAUAUCCGGCACCCGCACCUGCGCCAGCGCAUUUUACGCCAACCCAACUGAGCGUUCAGAAUAGCGUCACAUCGCUGCGACAACACUCGCGAUUAAACUGCGUAGGAUUGAUGUUCGCUUUCCUAGUGAUAGUGAUCUGUAGCUCGUAA